AUGUGGUACUUUGUGUUUAUGACAAUCGUUGGUCUCGUUUCUGGUGUGUCAAUUACCGUUGACAGUUUCCAAGCUGGACAUGAAGGAGCAAAUGCAGUCGACAACGAUACCACUACAUUCUGGCAUACCGAAUAUAGUCCAUCCUUAGCAGCACUGCCUCAUUCCGCAGUCAUCGAUCUUACGAAAUCACAGCUGCUGAAUGGCUUCUAUUAUCUUCCCCGUCAAGAUGGAAACAAGAACGGAAACAUUGGCCAGUAUAUCAUUGAGUUGAGCCUUGACUCUUCCACCUGGACCCUGGUAGCUAAUGACAGUUUCAUCGACGAUGAUUCGCCGAAACAGACGGGCUUUGCGAAUAGGCAAGCUCGAUAUGUUCGCCUUACCGCACACACUGAAGCCGGAGCUCGCGGAUCCUGGUCCAGCGCCGCCGAAUUUGGCGUUAAUAUUGCCCCUACUUCCACGGUCAACGGCCAGUGGGGACCCGUCAUCGCCUUUCCGAUAGUCUUUGCCGCAGCCGUCGUUAUCCAUGACACGGGGAAGAUCGUAACGUUUGCCUCUUACAAAAUCAACGCGUUUAGCGGAUCAGGAAAUACCUACACUGCAACAUACGAUCCCGCCACAGGCCUUGUCACUGAAAGAAAUGUGGUUAAUACAGCGCAUGACAUGUUCUGUCCUGGGAUGUCUAUCGAUGCGAAUGGGCGAGCUGUUGUGACAGGCGGUGAUGAUGCCAGCAAAACAUCCAUUUAUGACCCCUCAAGUGAUAGCUGGAUAAUUGGCGCUACUAUGCAAAUUUCACGAGGCUACCAAGCAUCGACAACCUUGUCAGAUGCCCGAAUAUUUACCAUCGGUGGUUCCUGGAGUGGUGGCCGUGGCGGUAAGAAUGGCGAGAUCUACAAUGCAACUUCAAACGCCUGGUCUCUCCUCAGUGGAUGCCCCGUCGCCCCAAUGCUCACAAACGAUUCAGCAGGAAUAUUUCGGCAAGACAACCAUGGAUGGCUCUUUGGAUGGAAAAGCGGAUCUGUCUUUCAAGCUGGACCUAGUAAAACGAUGAACUGGUACGGAACCUCUGGGAGCGGAUCACAAACCUCAGCUGGACUACGUGGUUCAGAUGGAGAUUCUAUGAAUGGAAAUGCAGUCAUGUAUGACGCUGUCAACGGUAAAAUAUUUACAGCUGGCGGCGCGGUCGAUUACCAAGACGUCGAUGCCACGAGCAACGUCCAUCUCAUAACUCUCGGUACCCCAAAUACCACUCCAACUGUUCAGACGCUCACUUCGAUGAAUUAUCAGCGGGCCUUUGCCAAUGCGGUUGUCUUACCGAAUGGGAAAAUUUUCAUCACAGGAGGCCAAGUUCACGCCGUGCCAUUCACCGAUGCUACCUCCAUCCUCACACCUGAAUUGUGGGAUCCAGCAACUCAAACUUUCACUGUCCUUCCACCGCAUACAGUUCCACGGAAUUAUCACAGUAUAGCAUUGCUCAUGCUUGACGGACGCGUAUUCACUGGGGGUGGAGGCCUUUGUGGCGACUGCCCUACAGGUGAAGCCAAUCACGCAGACGCGCAGAUCUAUAGCCCAGCGUACCUCUUCAAUUCCGACGGAACAGCAGCAACAAGGCCAGCUAUUACCUCGAUUUCUUCGACCACUUCAGCCGUUGGCGGCAAGGUCACCGUCGUUGCUGAUAGCUCAAUUAGCAGCUUUUCUCUCAUCCGUUUUGGCUCGGCAACACAUACUGUAGACACUGAUCAGCGUCGUAUAGCUUUGACUCCGACGACGACUUCUGGAACCACUUACACGCUUACAAUUCCAAGUGACUCGGGCGUGGCAUUGCCUGGAUAUUGGAUGCUGUUUGCUCUCAAUAGCGCUGGGGUGCCUAGUCUUGCAAAGUCUAUCAAGAUUACAAUUUCAUGA
Molecule: messenger RNA, 1902 nt
Organism: Lachnellula hyalina
Lineage: Eukaryota; Fungi; Ascomycota; Leotiomycetes; Helotiales; Lachnaceae
Gene: GAOA
Product: Galactose oxidase
Exons: 2
Coding region: 1-1902 (633 amino acids)
Molecular function (GO): protein binding
Source: RefSeq, a predicted model, not a curated record